Messenger RNA from Drosophila eugracilis, 2461 nucleotides. Its product is annotated as cell wall protein AWA1. The record is from RefSeq and is a predicted model, not a curated record. The transcript has 4 exons. Bases 225 to 1955 code for a protein of 576 amino acids. NCBI's taxonomy places the organism in Eukaryota, Metazoa, Arthropoda, Insecta, Diptera, Drosophilidae.
AAUUGUAUAAACAUAUAAGCGGCCACACUGCUCAAGUGAAAAGUAGCAGGGAAAAUGGGAUGCGAAAAUAACUGAGAUUCAGGAGAAUAUAACCACAGGAGGCAGGGAAACAUAGUCGCCACAGACAGCAGGACACACACGGACCGCCUAGCACAGCCGACAGUCAGGCAGGAGAUUCUGGCAUCAAGAAUAGUCCACCGCUUCGCGUCCGCCUUUGCAAUUAAAUGGCAAAUGGGAGUGCGACUGAAGCGGCGGCCACGGCCACCCCGCAGCAGCGGAUUGCCCAAGCAGCGCAGCAGGCGCUCCUGCCAGAGGUGACGGUGUCCUCCAAGGAGAACGCCUCCUCGGCUCUAGGUGUGACAGAUCUCGUGGCAGACGUUUGCAUCCAUGGCCGCGGUGCUGACUACUCCAGCAUGCGGUCCUCCACGUCCACGAGUGGAGCGGGAUCGGGAGCAGCCUCUUCGUCUUCGUCCUCGUUCUCAUUUAAACACUUUCUUAGCAGCACGGGUACUGUGACAGCUCCAACAAGCACGGUAACAUCGGCUGCUGUGCAGACAUCUACGGGCGCCCGACCCAAGGUGCCCCAGUCAGCCUCCGCCUCCCACAUGCAGCCGCCGGACGUGAACGGCAGCAGCGCAUCCUCCAGAAUGAAGAGAUCUCCGCGCUUCAGCUCUUUUGACUCGCAGGCGAGUCUGGCUGAGUACGCAUCCUGCGCGGGAGCUUGUGCCUCCACCAGCAGCGGUGGGUCCCAACACCGCUUGAGACCGGAUCUUCGGUUGAGCCAUGACGCCGUACAAGAUGCACUUGACAACGACGACGACGAUCACGUGGCUUUGGCCCAAAUGCGCAACACUGGCAGGCAUUACGACGAGCGAAUAGAUGAUGAUAUUUUCCCAUCCGCCGCUUCCAACCAGCAACCCGCUCUUAGCACACGCUACGUACCACGCUCGUACUCCAACUACGAAAUGCCGUGCCCCUCAACAUCACCGCGACGUAGACCAACUGGAAACCGCGACCAACGUCCCACGCGACUAGUUUUAUCCACAGGCCCCAAAAUGAAGCUUGACCUUCCCCUGGAAUCGUGCAACGCAGCGAGUGGCGGAGCAGGCCCUGGUGUUGCUGCAGCGUCUGGCUUGCCUGAUUUCGUGCAAGAUCACCUGCCAGAUGCUUGGUGCGCUGGUCAGGAUGCCCUGAGCUCGCCCCCCAACUCGCCCCUAGGAGGUGCUGAGGAGUCGAAUGGGGCAGUAGGACUACUGCCGUCGUCCCUCGCACUCAGGGGUCCUCUUUCUGCCGCUCUCCCUGGUCCGCCCGGCGAUCCUUCUACCAGCUCGACCGUUAAAAUGCUGCCUGACUUCCUAUCCGACGGCCCUAUAAUUCACUCGUCUCAACGAUUGGCCGACGUGGCUAUUGGGCUGCCCUCCAAUUCCAUUGACUCGCCUCCUCAGGAAGCAGUUGGUGCUUUACAACUUUCGACUCUGCGACAGGAGAAUGAGCGUCUGCAGCGGGAGCUGCAGGAGGCUCGAGCGGAACUUAAUGUUCAGACCAGGCGGGCCAGCGACUUUGAGCAGCAGCUACUGCAGCUUUCCGAAACCGCGCGGCGACGUGAGGCUCUGGCAACGACUAACACACAAACCACGCAGCAUCUGAGACGCCAGUUGGCCCAAUUGGAGUCGGAGCUUAGCACCUUAAGAGGCAGCGGCGGGUCUGAUUGUGCCGCGGGAGGAGUCCCAGUUACUACUCCUGGUAGCGAAGGCAGCGGGAUCAGCUCCAUUCGACCGUCCAGAACGCACCAUUUGUCAAGGGAUCUUUUGCGAGCCGCGGACACUGCGGAGCAGAACCUGAGGCAACUCCUGACAGGCGUUGAUAAUCUGCGCCAGAUGGCGGCCAACUUGGAACAGCCCGCCCAACCAACAACAACGCCCCGAAGUCCCGACCUGUACACCGACUUCAACUGAACUGCCCGGGAUCGGCUCAUCGGAGGGGCUCAGCUGAUAUUGGUUAUUGUUGUUUUGUGUAAUCACUGUAGGCCACGACGCCGCAUAGAGCUUGUUUUUAGAAGACGCAGCGAAUAUUUUAUGUUUCCGUAUAAUCUGUUGCAUUGGGUUAAGAAAAGUCGGAGGAGUCUGUAAUGGAUAGGGAGGGGCAAUGUGAGAAUCAAAGCGCAAACUCGUGAUGUUGGUUGAUAAAGCAAAAUAUAUAAUUCGUACUUCAUAAAUCGAUAUAGCAUAUUCAAGGACCUACCUAAUAUCAACGGCUAAUGUAAAUUACACUAAAAUGUUAAAUGUCCGCCACCCAGAUCAAACAGCGCCUUGAGUACGGGCUAAGGAGCCUGCGCAGCGAUUAGUAAGGAGCGAUAAAUGCGAUAUAUUUUUUGUUAAAAACAAAGGAUUACCUGUGCACUUCAGUAGUUUGUGCUUCAGUACAUAGCAAACAAGAAUUGAAAUAAAUUAUUAUGAGACAA